Molecule: messenger RNA, 432 nt
Organism: Periconia digitata
Lineage: Eukaryota; Fungi; Ascomycota; Dothideomycetes; Pleosporales; Periconiaceae
Source: the annotation of a GenBank genome assembly
AUGCUUCAUACUAGACCAACCCUUCCAUCAGCUCCCGCAUCCCCCAUCCAACAAAACCGCCCCGUCAACGAACCAUCUCCACAUAACCUACAAACUACGCAUGCUACCCACGCCGCCGUCCCAUCGACCAACAAGCAGCGUGCCCACGAUCCCAAACCGCAUUCGUCCCAGCCGAUCAAACAUAGCGUUCCACGUUUGAACCACACCACACCCCUCACCCACUCGUUCCAUCGCAACGUUGCCUUCGUUCCCCUCUUGCACCCCCCACAACCGGAAAUAGUCGUCAGCCACCCAAAGUUUUCGGUCGCAAUUCUUUCUCCUAGCGAAGCCGAACCUUCACUCCAGACUGAUCUAGCGGUUUUUUUCUCUGCUGGAGACGCAUGCAUGUGUUCUACCACCGAACUGGUGGCUUGCUGCAGAGCUGAUGGCUAG